Amblyraja radiata (thorny skate) is the source of this 1729-nucleotide messenger RNA. It is a transcript of the gene dennd11, whose product is annotated as DENN domain containing 11. The transcript is spliced from 9 exons. Bases 40 to 1380 code for a protein of 446 amino acids. NCBI's taxonomy places the organism in Eukaryota, Metazoa, Chordata, Chondrichthyes, Rajiformes, Rajidae. Gene Ontology annotation, cellular component: cytoplasm. The record is from RefSeq and is a predicted model, not a curated record.
GGCUGGUUUCCGCCUUGGCGGCUGCAGCAGCGGAGCGCGAUGGCGGACCGCGCCCCUCUGCUCGAGCACCAGGAGGGCCCCGCCGUCGCCCCCCCGGCCCCGGCCCCGGCCCGCGGCGACAGGUGGAGCCCGGGGCCGCCACCACCAUCCUGGGCGGCCGGCGAUGCGGACGAGGAGGAUGAUGAUGAUGAUGAUGAGGGCGAGGCCCGGGGCCCGGAGCGGGAGGAGGAGCAGGUGGUGGCCGUGUUCGUGGUUACCUUCGACACCAGAGCAGGUAAUAUUGUGGAAUGGCGUUUACCACAAGAAGUAGACCUCGAAGGAGUAGAAUUUAAAUCCAUGGCCAGUGGAUCUCACAGGAUUAACUCUGACUUUGUCUACUUUCGGAAGGGUAACUACUUUGGUAUGGCAUGUUUUGCCAACAUGCCCGUGGAGAGCGAACUGGAACGAGGUGCCCGAAUGAAGUCUGUUGGAAUUCUCUCCCCAUCGUACACACUUCUGUACAGAUACAUGAAUUUCCUGGAGAAUCAGGUCAGGCAUCAACUUGAAAUUCCUGGGCACUACGCACAAUUGGAAGCUUUCUAUGAAGACAAGAAAGGUAUUUUACCCGCUGGCCUGAGCAGCAAAGGAACCCCUACGUCCCUUCAGCCCAUUCACUGGUUGCCAACAGUUAACAAGUACAUGUAUCCCGAGAUGAAGAUCACACACCCUGCAGGAUGCAUGUCUCAGUUCAUCAAGUUUUUUGGCGAGCAGAUAAUGGUUCUUUGGAAGUUUGCACUGUUACGGAAGCGGAUCUUGAUAUUUUCGCCCCCUCCAGUUGGAGUGGUCUGCUAUAGAGUUUACUGUUGUUGCUGUCUGGCCAAUGUUUCACUGCCUGGGAUUGGUGGAGUCCCCGAGUCCAAGCCUUACUUCUAUAUCAGUGUGGCAGAUAUAGAAACUUUGGAGACCGAGAUGUCCUUUGUAGCUUGCACAACAGAAAAGAUAUUUGAAGAGAAGAAGGAUUUGUACGAUGUUUACAUUGAUAAUCAAAAUGUGAAAACUGACCAGGAGCAUCUGCAGCAGCUGUUGAAGUUAAACAGCGCUGACAGAGACAAGUUUCGCAAACUCAAUGACCAGAGGCAAAUGCUGCUUUAUUCUCAGGAGGUGGGAGGAGAUUGCAGUGGAAGUGAAGAGGAUCUGUUCAUUAUGUUUUUCAUGGAACAGAACAAUCGGAUAUUUCAGAUGUUACUGGAGGUGUCUGCCUGUCAGGACAAGACUCUGACAGCCGACCAUGUGAGGAGUAUGGGACUGGACCCCCAGGGAGACCGCAUCUUCCUGAUGGACCUGCUGGAGGUGUACGGGAUCGAUGUAAUGCUGGUUAUUGAUAAUCCCUGCUGUCCCUGAUCCAGGGCUUCAGCCUCGCACUAUGAACUGGACCGGUCGGUCCAAGAUACUCAAUGGAUUGAUGAGUAGUGUUUAAACAAAAAAAACUAAUAAUAUAGGAAACAAGUGCAAUUGUACUGUGGCACACACUGCGAUUUCUUUGGGCCGUGUCCAGGUCAGUUCACGAGUCACGUGCAUUUUUCUCCCUUUCCCGUUGUCUUAUCAAUUCAAAGACUGUGUAAAAAUUAACCUGAGGGAAAAAUCAGGAUGAUUUCACAGGGAAGAAACACUCAUUGGAAGGAUUUUCAGAUAGGAGAGUGUUCUUGAUUUUUUUUUACCUUCUGUUGAUAAAAGUUAUUGUGAUUCUGUU